This is a messenger RNA of Drosophila hydei, 3829 nucleotides long. It is a transcript of the gene Flacc, whose product is annotated as fl(2)d-associated complex component. The transcript has 3 exons. The record is from RefSeq and is a predicted model, not a curated record. Gene Ontology annotation, cellular component: RNA N6-methyladenosine methyltransferase complex. The coding region runs from base 135 to 3596 and encodes 1153 amino acids. Lineage: Eukaryota; Metazoa; Arthropoda; Insecta; Diptera; Drosophilidae.
AAUUGCAAAAUAAACGACGCCAAACAAUAAACAUAAACAUCAACAAAAAAAAAAAAGGAAAAAGAAGCAUUGGAGUCGGCGAAAGCGCGGGAAUUGUGCAACUAAAUUGUGUUUUAAUUUUAAAGUGCAUCGCAAUGGAGAUGGAAAAAAAGGCCAAAGACCAAUUGCGUCGGUAUAAGAAAUCACGACACACACACUCAAGCAGCGACAGCUCCAGCACGGAUACCGACAGCGGUAGCAGUUCGUACAGCAGCUCGGACAGCGAGCGCGACCAUCAUGGCCAUGCCCAUCCGCAUCAGCGUGCAGCUGAGCGCCAUCAUCGGAAAAAGAAGAGCUCACGUCGGACAGGCAGCACAUCGUCGGGCGACGAGCGCCGCAAGCGCGAUAAACGUGAACGAGAGCGCGAUCGCGAUCGAGACAGAGAUCAUGUCCAGAAGAAGCUGGUGGCCAAGCGCAAUCAUAUCAAGCGUAAGCUCAAGGAGGCGCGUCUUAAGAAGCGAGCAGCUGCAGCGUUGAGCGGACACGGCCAUCGCGCCCUGUCCCCAGCCACACAGGCCAAACUAAAGAAGCUGGCGGAGCGCAAGCAUUUGCGCGUUGCCAGCAAAGAGCAGCGUGAAAGGGAGCGCGAAAAGCUACGGAGUGUGCAUCGAGAACGGGAACGCGAACGGGAUCGAGAUCAUCAUCGCUUAGGUAGCAGUCGUUCACCCACUGGCGCCUCUAGCACCACGACUACCACAAAAAUUCGCAUACAUCAGGAUGUGGUGGGCAAGCGGCAGAAAAGUCCCGGUCCUGGUUCGGGCUUGGGUCCAAAUGGUACGCCCGCCGCCCGCAUGCAUCAUCAGCUUAUGUCACGCGAGAAGAUCAUAAUUCAAACGCGUGCGCGCGGACGCACGCCAUCCUUGGAACGUGAGCGUGAGAGGGAGCGCGAACGCGAGCGCAUAGAGCGCGAAAGAGAGAGGGAGCGCGAGCGUGUGGAGCGAGAACACGAGAGGCAGCGGCACGAACACAAGCUGCAGCGCCAUGAUGACCUAUCGCUGCGAGAACGGGAACGGGAUCGGCGAGAUCGUGAACGAGAGCGUGCCGAGCGUGAAGCAGCUCGUGACAAAGAGCGAGCCGAGGCGCUGGCGCGCUGUCAGGAACGGCAGCGGGAACGUGAGCGCAUGGCCCGUGAAAAGAUGCGUCGCCAGGAGGAGGAAGAGGGCAAAAAGCCGUAUGGCGCUCCAGGCGUACGCGACAUAGAAAUGGCCAUGCCAUAUGGCAGUCGAGAACGCUCGCUGGAAACCGUAGAGCGCGCCGGUCGUCAUGUGCGCGAUAAGCGCGACUUGGAUGUCUACGAACGGGAGCAGGAACUCAUCGAGGCCGAACGCCACGGUCUGAUCAACGAGAUGCGCCGCUACGGUGAUCAGAGACGUCGCGAGCUCAGCCCCUUGCCCGACCACUAUCCGCCGCGUCUUCGAGAUCCACGCGAUCUCUACUCAGAAGAGGAGCGAGAGCGAGCCUAUAAGCGUGCGUAUUUGGAUGCCCGCUACUCCAGGGAUCGAGAGGCGUGGCUGGAGGCGCGCGAGCUGCGCGACUAUCGUGAAUUGGACGCAGAUGAUGCUCUCUAUGCAGAAGAGCGCAUGUUACGUGAACGUGAGCGGAACAGAGAACGGGAACGCGAGCGUUUGCCCUCUCGCGGCGACUAUCGUGCCGAAUGGGAACGCGACUGGGAUGAGGAUAACGGCGGUGGGGGCGGUAAUGCCGGUGGUGGCGGUGGCGGUGGCGCCAAUGGCAACGGUACACCUGGACGUGCCGCCGGUUUCGUGGGCGGCCCUAAGCGGCCGAAGCCUCCAAAUCAGCAGCCAGGAAAGCAACAGCAUCAUUCCGCCUCGGAGCCCGAUUGGGAUGCAGAUGAGCGCGAAGAGUGCGGUGACGGUAACGUCGGUGUGGUAAAGAAUGAGCCCGCAUGGCUAGAGCACGAUCAACGCGAGAAGCCACGGCCCUGGCAGCAGUCCAACAGUGAUUGGCGUGACAACGAUGAGCCGAACUUCGGUCGCAGCAAUGGCGCCGGUGGUGAGGUGCAGCCGCCUCAUCAUCCGCCAUCAUCCUCGCCGCAUCAUCAUGUGCAUACACGCGCCGAGCGGGGCGGUGGACGCGGUUUUCGACGUGGUGGCGGUGCACCAUCGCAUGGUCAUGAACAUGGCGAGCGUGGCUAUAGAUCGCAUCCACCGCCGCUAAUGACGUUGCCGGUGCAGCCGCCCGGUGGGUAUCACGGAGGCGGUGGCAGCACGCGUGGCUUUCCGCACAAGCGUCUACCCUAUGGCGGAGGCGGCGGCAUUGGCGGUGGCUCAUUUCUCAAAAAGCACCCACAUUUGCCCCCAACAGCAGCCACUACAGCAGUGUCCACAGCCCAGGCGCCGCCCCAUGCCCAGCCCAAGCCAGGUAAUGCCGCUGCACAGGCCAGUGCUGUAGCGGCGGCCACCACUGCGGUGGCAGCAGCCAAGGCAGCGGCCCAGAGCGCCGCCAAUGCCACCACCAAUCCGGGAAUAUUGGCACAGGUCAGCAAGUUGCCAAACAUUAAGCAGGAAGAUGCAUCCGAGGACUCGAUUGACACACCAGAGCUCGGUCAGAGUACCGGAGCCACUGAGCCAGCAGCAGAGCAGGCUGUAGACACAUCCCUGCGCCAGCUGAAACAAGAGCCAAAGCCAAACGGCGAGCUAAGCGAGAUUAGUGAUAGUGACGAUGAUAUACUUAACAAAACGGAUAAGGUGAAGCCCAAGAGCGAGCUGCAACUGGAUAGUGCGCUGGUUGGCACACAGGAGCUGUCCACCGACACAUUGUCUAACAGUGAAGAGCACAUCAAAGGCGAGAUGCAGCCUCAGUUGCAGUCACAGUCGCAGUCACUGUCGCAGUCACAGUCUCAGUCACAGUCACAGUCACAGACAAGUAUUAAGAACGAGGAGGUGGACGAGGUGCUGGACUUUGAGGAGAUAUCCGAUGGCGAAUUGGAAGAGGACGCGAGGCACAAGGGCAUUGGUGAUGCUUUGGGCGUCGACUGGCAGGGUUUAAUUGCGGAGACGCGACAGCAGGCGACGGAGCAUGCAGCACAGCAGGGCGCCGAUCGCAACACAUCGGCCAAGCAGCGGUGGCAGCCACAUCGUGUACUGCUUGAUAUGGGCAUCAGUUUUGGCAUGGCUGGCACGAAAUAUGCACAUCAAAUUAUCGAGGAAUCGCGACAGCAGCUGCUGCUGGAGGAGCAAAAAGCGCGACAAAGUCAGGCGCUUGUCAAGUCGGAGCACGAACGUGACACGGUUGAGGUCGGCAAGACGACGCCGGCUCACGACUAUCGUGAAUUGCUGGAUACCGAGCAUGUGGAGCCGCUUGCCUGUGUCCAGAUGGGCUUGCGCAGCGCCGCCGCCGAGCGACAGCGUCUGGUCGGAAAUGUCUGCGGUCCGGGCAGUCGGGCGUUAAGCUCGCGCCAGGAUUUACGAUUGCGGCGCCAACUGUGCGGCCUGCCCGCCCGCGAAUGCGAUUUUCCACGCAACGUGCCCAUUGUCAGCGAGGGAUUGCGAUCGUUGGCCAUGCACAUGUUCCAGCGCACGCUCGACGUCAAAUGAGAUCCGAUCGCUCGACGUCGGCUCGAGCAUCUCAGCUAUAGACUAGAUAUACAAAUCUAUAUGCAAUGUCCGAACAAUGUCUCAAUCGACGACGACACUGGAUAGCAAUGACGAUAAUGAUUAUGUUGAAUAUGAUGCCCAAUAGUAAUGCCAGCGAGAUCACUUGUGCUCUACCUUAAAUACCUUAAUAAUGUCCGAGAUUCCAAUAAUUGUAGCUAUCAAAUCAUACAACA